This is a messenger RNA of Conger conger (European conger), 3678 nucleotides long. RefSeq lists its product as uncharacterized. The record is from RefSeq and is a predicted model, not a curated record. NCBI's taxonomy places the organism in Eukaryota, Metazoa, Chordata, Actinopteri, Anguilliformes, Congridae. Gene Ontology annotation, cellular component: membrane. The coding region runs from base 394 to 3198 and encodes 934 amino acids. The transcript has 13 exons. Gene Ontology annotation, molecular function: potassium:chloride symporter activity. Gene Ontology annotation, biological process: chloride ion homeostasis; potassium ion homeostasis; potassium ion import across plasma membrane.
CCCGUGGCGAGAAGCGCAGGUCCAGUGAGUGAACUUGGAAGUUGAGAAACCACGGGGGAUUGAAUCUUGCAUUUUUCAUAGGCUACUGGUUGUGAUUUUUUAGCUAGUCCCGUAUGGGGUGUUUGUUUCCUUCUAAGGUUAGCUUGACUGAUUGACGCUGUUUCGAUAGUCCCAAAUUAUUUCACCCUUCGCUUCUGUAUUUGAUCGAAAUCCAACGAUGCCAGGUUAAGUGAAACUAAGAUAUUCUUAUUAUUGGACGUGGAGGACAUGUCCAGAUCAUAGCUUCCGUGUUUUUUAUGGACUUUGUAAGCUAAUGGAAAUGAUGGCCUGCUGUUAGUCAUUGAAGCACUGGCACAUAAUAAUUGAAACGGCUGCAGAUUAAUUUGUAUCGCCAUGUCGGAGCGAACCCCACUGCUUCAUUACCGGCUCUCCACCAGUGUGAAUGAGUCGGAACACCAACCCAGCCCUGCCGGGGUAACGGCGGCGCAAUCCCCGGUCGUAUCCCGGCGUAACACUAAAAACAACCAGCCGCAGAAACUCUCUACCUUCUUUGGUGUCGUUAUACCUACACUCCUUUCCAUGUUCAGUGUCGUGGUCUUCCUGAGAAUUGGGUUCGUGGUGGGCCAGGCUGGGCUGUACCAGGCCAUUGCUAUGUUCUUGGUGGCGUAUUUCAUCAUUAGCAUGACGGUGCUGUCUGUGUGUGCCAUCUCCACCAAUGGAGCGCUGGACGCUGGUGGAGCCUACUACAUGAUCAGCCGGGCCCUGGGCCCUGAGUUCGGGGGAAGCAUCGGGAUCAUGUUCUUCUUCGCCAACGUGUGCGGGAGCGCCCUCUACGUGCUGGGGCUGGUGGAGGCUGUCGUUGCCACCUUCGGCAUUCCACCAGACAAGGGAGCACUACUGACUGCCAGUCAGGUCCUGCCCCAGGGGUACUGGUGGUCCUUGCUCUAUGGGACAGUGUGCCUGCUGCUGUGCCUACUGGUGUGCCUGGUGGGGGCACACAUCUACGCCAAGGCCACCUUCAUCAUCUUCCUCAUCGUCAUGGCGGUGCUGGGCACCAUCUUUAUCAGCUUCUUUGUGGUCAGCCCCAGGGUGGUGCCCCUCCGCACCCCCUCGUCCAACAGCUCCAGCCCCGUCAGCGCCAACUUCACCGGCUUCAGCCUGGAGACGCUGUUGGCCAACCUGGACCACGGGUACACGGUAGACUACACCACAGACAUCCACAUGACCUUUGCCACGGUGUUUGCUGUUAUGUUCAACGGCUGCACCGGGAUCAUGGCUGGAUCCAACAUGUCCGGAGAUCUGAAAAGCCCCAGUUACGCCAUCCCUCGCGGGACCAUCACCGCCGUCAUCUUCACCUUCAUCAUCUACAACCUGCUGAGUCUGCUGGUGGCCUGCUCCUGUGACCGUGCCCUGUUGCAGUGGGACUACAGUUUCCUGGGGCACAUUAACGUGUGGAGCCCCCUGGUGACCAUCGGCGUGUACUCCUCCACCCUUUCCGCCGCCAUGAGCAACCUGAUCGGGGCGUCCCGCAUCCUGUACGCCCUGGCCCGAGACGACCUGUUCGGCAAAGCCCUGUCUCCGGCCACGAGGACCUCUCGCAGCGGGAAUCCCUGGGCCUCCGUACUCAUUUCCUGGUUCCUCGUGCAGUUGGUGCUGUUCUCUGGGAAGUUGAACAACAUUGCCAGCAUUGUCACCAUCUUCUUCCUGCUGGUGUAUGCGGCAGUGGACCUGGCCUGCCUGGCCCUGGAGUGGGCCUCUGCUCCCAACUUCAGGCCAACAUUCCGGUACUUCACCUGGCACACCUGUGUGCUGGGGAUUCUGGGAUGCGCGGUGAUGAUGUUCCUGAUCAACGCCAUCUACGCCUCGGCCAGCAUCGCCUUCAUGCUGCUGCUCCUGCUGCUCAUCCACUACCUGUCCCCCACCAGCAGCUGGGGCUACAUCAGCCAGGCCCUCAUCUUCCACCAGGUGCGUAAGUACCUGCUGAUGCUGGACGUGAGGAAGGACCACGUGAAGUUCUGGAGGCCGCAGGUUCUGCUGAUGGUGGCCAACCCCCGCGGCAGCACCAGCCUCAUCACCUUCAUCAACGACAUCAAGAAGAGCGGCCUGUACGUGCUGGGCCACGUGGAGCUGGGAGACCUGGACCUGCUGCCCUCAGACCCUCUGCAGUCACGGUACGACUCGUGGCUGUCGCUGGUCGACCACCUCAACAUCAAGGCCUUCGUCAACCUCACACUGGCCAGCUCCAUCCGCCACGGAGUCCAGCACCUGCUCUUCAUCUCCGGACUCGGUGGGAUGCGACCCAACACCCUGGUCCUGGGUUUCUAUGACGACUGCUCCCCCGAGGACGGGCUCCAGGACCCGUCCGAGGCGCCGGGCGACCCCGCGGACGCCCCGGGCUCCCUGCAGGACCCCGAGGCCACGCUCUCCUUCGCCUUCCCCUCGCUGCGGGGCGGGGAGCGGACGGGCGCCAGCGGGGCCAAGGCCCUGGGCCCUCAGGAGUACGUGGCGGUGAUCGCGGACGCGGUGAAGAUGCUGAAGAACGUGGCGCUGGCGCGCUACUUCUCAGGCUUCGACCGGGCGGAGGUGCUGGGGCAGCGGGGCGGGGCGGGGCCGUUCGUGGACGUGUGGCCGCUGAACCUCCUGCGGCCCGACAGCAGCAGCUACGUGGACACCUGCAGCCUCUUCCUGCUGCAGCUGGCCUGCGUGCUCAACAUGGUGCGGGCGUGGCGGCGGGCGAGGCUCCGCCUCUUCCUGUGCGUGGAGACGGGCCGCAGCCUGCGGGGCUCCGAGGAGAAGCUGCGGCAGCUGCUGAAGGAGCUGAGGAUCCAGGCGGAGAUCCGCACCGUGCCCUGGGACCAGGUGGCCACGCUGCACUGGCAGAGGCAGGGCGAGGGCGGCAAGGCCGACGACCGGCUGAACGUGGAAGACCUGAAGGCGGCGGAGGAGGAGGACGACUACGUCAACAGCUUCCCCAGCAACUCCACGCGCCUGUCGGACGACUACGUGCAGGCCGUUAACAGGCUGCUGCGGGAGCAGUCCUGCCCCCCGCCCGCCGUGCGCUUCCUGUACCUGCCCCGCCCCCCGGCCGACACCCGCCGAUACCCCGCCUACCUGCGCCAGCUGGACCUGCUGACCCGAGACCUGGGGCCCACGCUGCUCAUACACGGGGUCACGCCCGUCCUCACGACCGACCUUUAACCUGCACUGACCUCUGACCCGUCCGGCUUUAGCGGCCGGAGAGGUGCGAAGAGGGACAAAAUGGCCGUCUCUGGAGGUAGAGGGGCGGAAGACUCGCUCUGCUCCGUGUCUAAAGGACAGAUGCGCACCUCUUUAUAUUUUAUUGUAAUUUUACUGAUCUGUUUUCUCAUGCAGUUUUUAUGAAAUUAUCCCCCCCAAAAAAAAGCCAAAGUGACAGUAUUUUCUUCCAGCAGGGAGAGUGGAUAUUAUGGUGGUGCUGAGGAGUUCACGCGUGUACACUACACUUCUGUGCAAGACACGCUUGGAUAGGAGCGUCUGUGGGCGUCCUGCUGCUCUGAUCUCUGUUUGUACUUGGAAUGCAGUACACACAAAACAGCACCAGAAAUGUCUUUUAAAAUAUCACAGCACUGUAACAUUUCCAAAACUGUGUUUAUAUCUUAAAACAAAUAAUAAUUGAAUAAACAAUCUUUUUUAAGCAUA